Molecule: messenger RNA, 5223 nt
Organism: Rattus rattus (black rat)
Lineage: Eukaryota; Metazoa; Chordata; Mammalia; Rodentia; Muridae
Biological process (GO): DNA integration; virion assembly; proteolysis
Molecular function (GO): nucleic acid binding; RNA-DNA hybrid ribonuclease activity; zinc ion binding
Source: RefSeq, a predicted model, not a curated record
AUGGGACACUCUUUAACAACACCUCUGAGUCUUACUCUCGACCACUGGAAGGACGUCAAGGACCGAGCAGAUGAACAAGGGGUCGAAAUUAAGAAGGGGAAGUGGCAGACCCUCUGCACUUCUGAGUGGCCCACCUUUGGGGCCGGAUGGCCGGUGGACGGUACUUUUAAUAAAACUGUUAUUUUACAGGUCAAAGAUCAGAUCUUCCAUAAAGGACUAGAUGGACAUCCUGACCAGGUGCCUUACAUUAUCACCUGGGAAAGCCUUGCCUUUGAGCCCCCUUCUUGGGUGCAACCCUUUGUAGACUUAAGCUGGCCCCCUACUCCCUCAGCCCCAAUUGCUCCUCUUUCAACCCCUUCCUCUCUCUAUCCUGUCCUUACCAAGAAGGAAUCCCCUAAAACUACAUCCAAACCUAAGCCGGUGCUUCCGGAAGAUUCUAACUCUCCCCUUAUAGAUCUUUUAUCUGAGGAGCCUCCUCCAUACCCUGUUUCUACCCGUUCAACUCAGGAGGCAGAAGCUAGACCGCCUGCCCUCCCAGAAGCUGAACCCCAGUCUGAGGCAGCAUUCUCUCCAAUAGCAGGAAGACUACGCCAUAAGCGAGAAGCAGCACCGGAUUCGACUUCGCAGGCUUUUCCCCUUAGACAGGGAACGGGAGGGCAGACCCAGUAUUGGCCCUUCUCCGCGGCCGAUAUUUAUAACUGGAAGCAGCACAACCCCCCUUUUUCCAAGGACCCAGUGGCCCUUACUGAACUAAUAGAAUCUGUUUUACUUACACAUCAGCCCACUUGGGAUGAUUGUCAGCAGCUUUUACAGGCUCUUUUGACUUCGGAGGAAAAACAAAGGGUGUUUUUGGAAGCCAGGAAGCAUGUCCUGGGGGAUGAUGGGCGUCCUACUCAGCUGCCUGAUGCACUUGAUGAUGCAUUUCCACUCACAAGACCGAACUGGGACUUCAAUACGGUUGACGGUAGGGGACACCUACGCCUUUAUCGCCAGUUGCUCUUAGCGGGUCUCCGAGGGGCUGCCAGGCGCCCAACCAAUUUGGCUCAGGUGAAGCAGGUACUACAGGGGGCCGAUGAGACCCCCUCAGCUUUCUUAGAAAGACUAAAAGAGGCCUAUCGUAUGUAUACACCCUAUGAUCCAGAUGACCCAGGGCAGAUGACGAGUGUUUCUAUGUCCUUCAUCUGGCAAGCAGCGCCAGAUAUUAGGGCUAAGUUACAAAGAUUAGAGAACCUACAGGGUUAUACGCUGCAGGACUUGCUUAAGGAAGCAGAAAGGAUAUUUAAUAAGAGAGAGACACAGGAAGAAAAGGAGGAAAGAGUACGUAGGGAGAAAGAUGAAAGGGAGAAGAAGAGGAGCAAGGAGCUAAAUCGGAUUUUGGCCGCCGUAGUUCAGAGUCAGGGAAGGAAGGGAGACAGGAAGGGAAUUCGAAAGGGGCUGAAGCUGGACAAGGAUCAGUGCGCCUACUGUAAGGAAAAAGGACAUUGGGCUCGAGACUGCCCUAAGAAUCCUAAGAACUCCCGUGGACCCCGGAAGAAGCCAGAGACCUCCCUUUUGACCCUAGAUGAAGAUUAGGGGGGUCAGGGCCAGGAGCCCCCCCCUGAGCCCAGGAUAACUCUUGAAGUUGGGGGGCAGCCCGUUACCUUUCUAGUGGACACUGGAGCUCAACAUUCAGUCCUCACCCAGGCUCAUGGACAGCUCAGUGACCGAACAGCCUGGGUGCAAGGAGCCACUGGUGGCAAGACAUAUCGAUGGACAACAGAUCGCCGGGUUCAGCUGGCCACUGGUAAGGUGACUCAUUCUUUCCUGCAUGUUCCAGAUUGUCCAUACCCUCUGCUGGGCCGUGACUUGCUUGCUAAACUAAAAGCACAAAUUCAUUUUGAAGAAGGAGGGGCCCGGAUAACUGGUCCCCAUGGGACCCCUCUUCAAGUUCUGACCCUUCAAUUGGAGGACGAAUAUAGGCUAUAUGAACCGGGACAUGACAAUCCACAAACUACAGAAAUAGACUCUUGGGUCACGAAGUUCCCACUAGCCUGGGCAGAGACUGGGGGGAUGGGACUAGCGCUUCAGCAGCCUCCUCUAAUUAUUCAAUUGAAGGCCACUGCAGUUCCAGUGUCUAUAAAGCAGUAUCCCAUGUCACAGGAAGCCUACCAGGGCAUAAGACCACAUAUUAGAAGGCUUCUGGACCAGGGCAUUUUAGUCCCUUGCCGGUCGCCAUGGAAUACACCCCUGCUGCCUGUCAAAAAGCCAGGAACUGGAGAUUACAGGCCAGUACAAGAUUUAAGAGAGGUCAAUAAAAGGGUAGAAGACAUCCAUCCGACAGUCCCAAACCCUUACAACUUACUCAGUACUCUGCCCCCUACACAUACUUGGUACACAGUUUUGGACCUGAAAGAUGCUUUCUUCUGUCUCCGGCUCAGCCCGGAAAGUCAACCUUUGUUUGCCUUUGAAUGGAAAGAUCCGGACUUGGGACUUUCGGGUCAAUUGACCUGGACUAGGUUGCCCCAGGGAUUUAAGAAUAGUCCCACUCUGUUUGAUGAAGCCUUACAUCGGGAUUUGGCUGAUUUUCGAGUCCAGCACCCCUCUCUCAUACUUCUGCAAUACGUUGAUGACCUGCUUUUGGCAGGAGUUACUGAGAGGGCCUGCCGUUUGGGGACAGAAUCCCUCCUGCAGACUCUGGGGCGCCUAGGUUAUCGGGCCUCAGCGAAAAAGGCCCAAAUCUGUCAAACUCAAGUUACUUAUUUAGGGUAUCAGCUGAAAGAUGGGCAGAGGUGGCUGACCUCAGCUCGAAAACAGACUGUAGCUGGCAUUCCGGUUCCCAAGAGCCCCCGUCAGUUGAGAGAGUUUUUGGGCACUGCAGGGUUUUGUCGCCUCUGGAUCCCGGGUUAUGCCGAGAUGGCUGCUCCCUUAUACCCGCUUACUAAACAAGGGACGCUUUUCCAGUGGGGACCGCAACAACAAGAGGCCUUUGACAACAUCAAGCGUGCCUUGUUGUCCUCCCCUGCCCUUGGACUCCCGGAUGUUACCAAGCCUUUUGAACUAUUUGUAGAUGAAAAACAAGGCUACGCAAAAGGGGUCCUUACACAAAAAUUGGGGCCCUGGAAGCGACCAGUGGCCUAUUUAUCGAAGAAAUUAGACCCCGUUGCCUCAGGAUGGCCACCUUGCCUGAGAAUGGUAGCAGCAAUUGCACUCUUGACUAGGGAUGCUAAUAAGCUGACCCUAGGACAGCCUCUGACUAUCCUGGCACCUCAUGCGGUAGAGGCCCUGAUAAAACAACCUCCUGACCGAUGGCUCUCUAAUUCUCGCAUGACUCAUUACCAAGCUAUGCUAUUGGACACGGAGAAGGUCCAGUUUGGCCCGGUGGUGGCUUUGAAUCCGGCUACCCUACUCCCCUUACCAGAAGGAGCUGAACCACAUGACUGCCUCCAGAUUUUAGCAGAAACACAUGGAACCAGACCAGAUCUAACGGAUCAGCCUCUUCCGAAUGCUGACCACACCUGGUAUACGGAUGGCUGCAGUUAUGUUGCAGAUGGGGAGCGGAGGGCUGGAGCUGCAAUCACCACCGAAGAUGAGGUAAUCUGGGCAAGUGCCUUACCGGCAGGCACCUCCGCACAACGAGCCGAGCUCAUCGCCUUAACACAGGCUCUCAAGAUGGCAGAAGGUAAGAGGCUAAAUGUAUAUACUGACAGCCGUUAUGCAUUUGCUACCGCACAUAUUCAUGGUGAAAUCUAUCGAAGACGGGGAUUACUUACAUCAGAAGGAAAAGAGAUCAAAAACAAGGCUGAGAUUUUAGCUCUCUUAAGGGCGCUAUUCCUACCAAAAGGACUGAGUAUUAUACAUUGUCCGGGACACCAAAAGGGACAGAGCCCAGAAGCUCGGGGAAACCGGUUGGCAGAUGCCACGGCUCGAAAGGCUGCAGAGAAAGGACAGAUCCUGACUGUGGUCAGUACAGAUAACCAUAAGCAGGUCUCUCCAUGGCCAUAUGAUUCAGAGGACAUAGACCUCCUAAAGAAAAUGGGGGCCGUAUACUCUCCUCAAUUAAAACGAUGGGUCCAUAAUGAAAAGAUUGUCAUGCCUACAAAAUUGACUUUUGAAUUAAUAUCUCAUUUACAUAAGUUAACCCACCUGGGAAUCAAGAAGAUGAGAACUCUCCUGGAGCGAGAAGAAAUAGGUCUCCACCUUUUGGGACAGGGUCAGGCCCUGCGAGAAGUGACUGAAAACUGCAAAGCUUGUGCCCAAGUGAACCCAGGAAAAAUAAAAAAUGAUAUUGGGACUCGUCCCAGGGGACAUCGUCCGGGCACCCACUGGGAGAUUGAUUUUACUGAAAUCAGACCAGGUAUGUACGGAUACAGAUAUCUACUGGUGUUCGUGGAUACAUUUUCAGGAUGGGUUGAGGCCUUUCCCACCAAACAUGAGACUGCGAAGAUAGUCACCAAGAAGCUUCUUGAAGAAAUUUUUCCCAGGUAUGGUAUGCCUCAAGUCCUGGGAUCGGACAACGGGCCCGCUUUCGUUUCCCGGGUAAGUCAGUUGGUGGCCAAAUUACUGGGGAUUGAUUGGAAACUACAUUGUGCAUACAGACCCCAGAGCUCAGGACAGGUAGAGCGUAUGAAUAGAACCAUUAAGGAGACUUUAUCCAAACUUACGCUUGCAACUGGCUCAAAGGAUUGGGUUUCCCUCCUCCCCUUAGUUCUUUACAGAGCCCGGAACACGCCGGGCUCUCAUGGGUUGACUCCCUUUGAGAUAGUAUAUGGGGCACCACCCCCAUUUAUUGAUUUCUUUAAUUCCAAUAUUGCUAAUUUUGCUAAUAGCCCUUCCCUGGAAACCCAUCUACAAGCUUUGCAGCUCGUGCAGAGAGACAUCUGGAGACCUCUGGCUGCUGCAUACCGGGACAGACUCGAUCAGCCGACUGUGCCACACCCGUUCCAGGUGGGGGACCUCGUGUGGGUACGCAGACACCAGAUCAAGAAUCUCGAGCCCCGGUGGAAAGGACCCUAUACUGUCCUCCUGAUUACACCAACCGCCCUGAAGGUGGCCAGAAUUGCUGCGUGGAUCCACUCUUCCCACGUCAAGGCAGCCCAACCGGAGGAAGCCACCGCCCAGCAGAAAUGGAGGGCCCAACGCACCCGGAACCCCUUAAAGCUGCGACUCACACGAGUACACUCCUGACACUAAUCACUCUGAGCUUAUGCUGGAGGGAGGGGGUUGCUGGACAACCGAGCCCUCACC